Staurois parvus is the source of this 315-nucleotide messenger RNA. Lineage: Eukaryota; Metazoa; Chordata; Amphibia; Anura; Ranidae. The record is from the annotation of a GenBank genome assembly.
UGGGCACUGACUGGCGGCACUGACUGGCACAACCGCUGGGCACUGACUGGUGGCACUGACUGGCAGCACUGCUGGGCUGCACUGGUGGGUGGCACUGGUGGGCAGCACUGGUGGGUGGACACAGGUGGGUGGCACUUCUGGGCACAGGUGGGCGGAACUUGCGGGUGGCACUGCUGGGCACCGAUCAUCAGGGCACUGAUCAUCAGUGCCCUGAUGAUCGGUGCCGAUCCCCGCUCUGACAACUGCCGCUUCUCGGCAGUACUUUCCUCACGAUCUGACAUUGUGAGGAAAGUGCAGCCGAGAACCAGCACUUGC